GAAAAAGGGCUUUAGGCUAUAAACAACAAACAAACUAAGUUACCUUACAUUCCACGUUUCUUCCUCCCCAAACUCCAGUAUUUAUGCCCUUCUUUUCCUCUCUUUCUCUUUUCUCAUCACAAUUCAUUCCUAACAACCACCACCUUCACUUUCUCAUCUCCAUCGAAUCCUUCUCUUUUAUUCAUCAUCACUGAUACCUUUUAGUCCGUCUUUAUAUUUAUUCCUCCAUGUUCAUCACCAAAAUCUUUGAUUUGAGGUUUUGAACAAGGUUGACCCUUUUGGCUAUUUGAUCAUAGUUCACUUUCAAGAUGGAAAACAUUUCAGUGUUACCAUCUAAGGAAGAUGAAAAGAUGGAUUUGCCUCCUGGAUUUCGAUUUCACCCAACUGAUGAAGAACUUAUAAGUCAUUACCUUUACAAAAAGGUUAUUGAUUCGAAUUUCUCCGCCAAAGCUAUCGGAGAUGUAGACCUCAACAAGUCUGAACCUUGGGAUUUACCAUGGAAAGCUAAAAUGGGAGAAAAAGAAUGGUACUUUUUCUGUGUGAGAGACAGAAAAUACCCAACUGGUUUGAGGACAAACAGAGCAACAGAAGCAGGUUACUGGAAAGCAACUGGGAAAGAUAAAGAAAUUUUCAAAGGGAAAUCGUUGGUUGGAAUGAAGAAAACUCUUGUUUUUUACAAAGGAAGAGCACCAAAAGGAGAAAAAAGUAAUUGGGUCAUGCAUGAAUAUCGACUCGAGGGUAAAUUCUCUGUUCACAAUCUUCCUAAAGCUGCAAAGAAUGAGUGGGUUAUUUGUAGGGUGUUUCAGAAGAGUUCAGCUGGUAAAAAAACACAUAUUUCUGGGAUAAUGAGGUUGGAUACACUUGGUAAUGAAUUUGAUUGUUCUGUUUUACCACCACUUACCGAUUCGAUUGGGAAAAUCAAACAAUUGAAUGAUUCGGCUUACGUGCCCUGCUUCUCCAAUUCAAUUGAUGUUCAAAGAAACCAAGGAGGGUUCUUUGAUUCAUUCACAAACUCAAUUUACGGUGUUUCUUCAAACAAUCCACCAGAUGUUUUUCAAAGAGGUUCAUUAUACUCUUCUUCUAACCAAUCCGCGGCUAAUUUUCAAUUUCCCGGUUCUGUUUGCGGUAUUCAAGACCAAUCAAUUUUAAGAGCUCUAUAUGAAAACAACAGUUUCAAAAGACAGCAGCAGCAACAAAUUCUGAGUGUUUCGCAAGAAACAGAUCUAACUACUGAUAUAAACGCCGAAACAUGUUCUGUUGUUUCGAAUUUUGAUAUCGGUCGAAGGGCUUUCGAGAAUAAUAACCAUCAACAUCGUCCACCACCUGUUGAAUUUGAUGGUACUUUAUGGAAUUAUUAAAUUCAAAUAGAGCAACUUUUGAGAAUAAGACUAGAAUCAAUCAAAGAGAGUUACUGUAAAAAGAAGCAUAUUGUGUAAGAAAUGUUGUGAAAUUAAGCUACUACUAUAGGCUUGUGCAUAGCAUGAGCAUGGUUAUUGUUAUUUUUCUGAGCUUGGAUUAAUGUAUUAUGGUUUGUUCAUGUUAUUUUUCUGGAUUUGUAAUGUAAUAUAAUGUACUACUGUAUUGUAUUGUAUAUAUACUUUAUACUAUAUAGCUCAGCUAAUAAAAUGCUGAGAGUGUGACUGUGA
This is a messenger RNA of Lathyrus oleraceus (garden pea), 1646 nucleotides long. Its product is annotated as NAC domain-containing protein 100. The coding region runs from base 309 to 1358 and encodes 349 amino acids. Gene Ontology annotation, biological process: regulation of DNA-templated transcription. Gene Ontology annotation, molecular function: DNA binding. The record is from RefSeq and is a predicted model, not a curated record. The transcript is spliced from 3 exons. NCBI's taxonomy places the organism in Eukaryota, Viridiplantae, Streptophyta, Magnoliopsida, Fabales, Fabaceae.